Lepisosteus oculatus (spotted gar) is the source of this 8471-nucleotide messenger RNA. RefSeq names its product multiple PDZ domain protein. The record is from RefSeq and is a predicted model, not a curated record. Gene Ontology annotation, cellular component: cytoplasm; plasma membrane; bicellular tight junction. Gene Ontology annotation, biological process: microtubule organizing center organization; regulation of microtubule cytoskeleton organization; tight junction assembly. Lineage: Eukaryota; Metazoa; Chordata; Actinopteri; Semionotiformes; Lepisosteidae. Gene Ontology annotation, molecular function: protein binding.
UCUAGUCGGGGAUACAGUGGCCUGUUAGAGCUGUAGCUUGUUUCAACUCUCGGUGCCGCUAUUGCUGAAAAUGUCUGUGGAGGAUCGAGUUACACUACACCCCAUCCCUAAGCCGCUCUAUGCGCCGUUAGCUACAGGAGGAAGACUCAGGACAACACGCUAGGAUAGGAAGCGUCUAGCAUUACCGAGGCACCGCAGACCAGUCCGCGUUCGUGUUUGAAGAACAAAAUCAACAUUAUUGAUUAAGAACUGGCUUGACAUUUCUUUUGGAAUAAAAAAAUGAUUGAAACAAUAGAUACCCAGCGUGCCUUGCAAGCAGUGGAACGUCUCCAGGCAAAGCUAAAGGAACGUGGUGAUGUCCUGACGGAGGAAAAGCUUAACAUGUUGAAAACUGUACUUCAGAGCCCUCUGUUUCAACAAAUUCUUACACUACAGACCUCUGUCCAACAGCUAAAAGAACAGGUGGAUGCAGGUCCUGCAUCGCUAUCUCCGAAUACCGAACUGCCUCAAACCAUUAAGCCGGGGCUUUGCUCACUUCCCUUGAGUGACUCGUAUGUGUUAGCACAACAGAAUGGCAAUUAUGGUAUACAGAGAGACACCCCAGCGCUUUCAAUUACCCCACAGAUAAAUGGCAAACCUUCAGUGGACGAGUUUGAGCACUUAAUUCGUUCAAUGGCUCAGGGCCGGUAUGUAAUGCAUAUUGAGCUGGUUAAGCCAAUCUCCGGAGGGCUGGGCUUCAGUGUAGUUGGUUUAAAGAGCGAAAACAGAGGAGAACUGGGAAUAUUUGUACAGGAAAUCCAGCCAGGAAGUGUGACACACUGUGAUGGAAAACUGAAAGAAGGAGAUCAGAUUUUAUCCAUCAAUGGGCAACCACUGGACCAAACUAUCACUCAUCAAGAGGCUAUCAGUAUCCUCCAGAAAGCCUCAGAGAAGGUUAAUCUCAUUGUAGCUAGAGGUCCUAUCCCACAGCUGGCUAGCCCAGUGGUCUCCAGGACUCCCUCUGCAGCCAGCACACUCUCUGCUCAUUCCAGCGCGACACACUGGCAGCACAUGGAAACAAUUGAGCUGGUGAAUGAUGGCACGGGUUUGGGAUUUGGCAUUGUGGGAGGAAAAAGCACUGGUGUAAUUGUGAAAACUAUCCUGCAAGGAGGAGUAGCUGAUCAGGAUGGACGUCUUCGUAGCGGAGACCACAUUCUGAAGAUUGGUGACACUGAUCUGCAUGGAAUGGGCAGUGAGCAGGUCGCCCAGGUGCUCAGGCAGUGUGGUAAUAGAGUGAAACUUGUUAUCACAAGAGGAGCGAUAGAGGAUUCUUCAGCUCCUCCUGCUCCAGUUCUGCCUCCAGUGGUGGAGCUGCAGUGUGAAAUGACAGAUUAUGAAGAGGAUGAUAUUGAUGCAUUUGAUGUGGAGCUAACCAAAAAUGCACAGGGUCUGGGAAUAACUAUUGCUGGUUAUGUAGGAGACAAAACCUCUGAACCCUCUGGCAUCUUUGUGAAAAGUAUAACAAAAGGCAGCGCUGUAGAGCAAGAUGGCCGGAUCCAUAUUGGUGAUCAGAUAAUAGCUGUGGAUGGGACAAACAUACAAGGUUUCACUAAUCAGCAAGCAGUGGAGGUUCUGAGACACACAGGGCAGACAGUGCAUCUGAAGCUCAUGAGGAGAGGAUUCAGACCCGAGGAGCCACUGAUUUCAGAACACAAACCUCUGCCCAAAGUUGUGAAGGAGCUUGCUGUUGACAGAAUGGAUUCAGAUAUUACAAUAGAGGAUAGUGAUAGAAAACAAAAACCGUACCCAUCAAUUUGUGGAAGUUCAAGCAUAACUCCUACAGAGGAUGAACAGAUACAAUCAAAAGAGGGAACACUGUUGACUGCCGUAGAGGAGGAAGAGCUCAAGAAAAAGUGGCAGUCUUUACUUGGUCCCAGCAAUGAAGUUGUGGUUGCUCAAGUUGAAAAGUUUAGUGAAAGCAGUGGCCUUGGCAUCAGUUUGGAAGCAUCCUCAGGGCACCAUUAUAUCCGUUCAGUUCUGCCAGAGGGGCCAGUUGGACGCAGUGGAAGAUUGUUCAGUGGGGAUGAACUCCUUGAGGUAAAUGGAAUAUCGUUAAUUGGUGAAAACCAUAAGGAAGUCAUAAGCAUUCUCAAGGAGCUGCCUGUAUUUGUGACAUUGGUGUGCUGUCGUCCAGCUUUGCUAUUAGACAGUGACAGUGAUAUAGGAGGAAAAAAUGGCCUCCAAGAACAUUUUGAUGAACCAGAACAGAAGGUACAUUUAGAUCUUGGUGAUUGUGUUGGUUCCUCGGAGACGGAUGAUAUUGUGAAAGAGAAUGUCACUGAGGAGACUCUAGGCUCAUCCUUAGCCAUGUGGGAAACAGAAAUACAAGACAUUGAGCUAGAGAAAGGAGACAUGGGGCUUGGCUUCAGCAUUUUAGACUAUCAGGACCCUGUUGACCCAGAAAAAACAGUGAUAGUGAUCCGCUCCCUGGUUCCUGAUGGGGUGGCAGAAGUAGAUGGGCGCCUACUCCCUGGAGAUCGGCUCAUGUUCGUUAACGAUACAAACUUGGAGAAUGCGAGCCUGGAGGAUGCAGUGCAGGCACUGAAGGGUGCACCAGUGGGAAAGGUCCGAAUUGGAGUGGCCAAGCCUUUACCUCCGACCCCUGAGGAGGGCUGUUCUUCUGCAAAGGAUGAUUCCAUCUUCUACACUGCUCAGCAGUUUGAAGACGAGGAGCAGGCUGAUGCUGCAGUUUUCCAUGCAGAGCUAGCAAUGAUUGACUCUAAUGAAGCAGACUUGACUGAUGAAAAGACGUUUGAUUCUCAGUACCCAGGGGAAGAAGAUGACACCUUUCAGGAGUCUAUGUUAGCGUUACAUGGCAGCACGUGCAGCGUAGAUCUGGAUUACCAGCUGUCUAUGCAUUCCUCUACGCCCAAGAGUACCUAUGAAGAUGCUUUUGCAAAGCCCUCAUUUUCAGCAGCGACAGAAUUUGCUGAUGAAGCUGAACCAUUUUUCCCUGAAGAGAAACGAAUCACUCUUUUCCAGCCUUGGAAAGCUACAAGUUCAGCACUACCUUUUGGAGCCACUAACAAAACACCGUCUCCUGAGCAGCACAUAAACCUAAUGGAGACAGAUUGUGUCAUGCCAGAGGUGGUGCAGUCAGAGCCAUGUUCAGCUUUGAAUCAUGACAAAAGGUCUAUUCAGUCUUUUGAGACAGAAAUGGAACUGGAUAAGGCAUCUGAUGCCUGUGCAGAAUAUAAGCCCUGCCAUGAAGGCAGUGUUUCCACAGAUCCAGGCAGGGAAGAUACUGAUGAUAGAUCCUCUCACCAGGAAGGUUUUGUCCCUGUAAAGAGAAACGAAGAUAUGGAGGAUCAAGGCCUUGUAGAGAACAUAGAUAAUGAAAUGUUCUCUUCUGGAAGCAGUUUUGAGAGGACAAUUACUGUUGUCAAGGGCAACUCUAGUCUUGGGAUGACUGUGAGUGCUGUUAAGGAUGGCUCAGGGAUGAUUAUUCGCAGUAUCAUUCAUGGUGGAUCCAUCAGUCGAGAUGGGCGGCUUGCUGUAGGAGACUGUAUCUUAGCUAUCAAUGGAGAGCCUACCACUAAUCUAACCAAUGCGCAGGCUCGUGCCAUGCUGAGAAGACACUCCCUCAUUGGGCCUGACAUAAGAUCUUCUUGUGCGCCAGCUGACGAUCAGUCCCCCUUUUAUGUUAUCACCUAUGUUCCGUCAGAGUAUUUAGAGGAAUACAGAAUCAGCCUGGUUCACCUGAAGGAUGAAACUACCUCUGGAGCACCUUCUACAUGUGCGGAAGCUGGUGAACUUCCUGAGCGGGAAGAUGGAGAAGGAGAGGAAAGUGAAAUGCAGAGUUCUGCUUACAGCAACUGGAACCAGCCAAGGAAAGUGGAGCUGUUUCGAGAGGCUGGUAAAUCCCUGGGUAUCAGUAUUGUGGGGGGAAGAGGAAUGGGGAGCCGGCUAAACAAUGGGGAGGUGAUGAGAGGAAUCUUCAUCAAGCACAUCCUAGAGGACAGCCCUGCAGGGAGAAAUGGAACACUGAAGACAGGAGACAGAAUCGUAGAGGUGGAUGGAAUCGAUCUGAGGGAUGCCAGUCAUGAACAGGCAGUCGAGGCCAUCCGUAAGGCAGGGAAUCCUGUGGUGUUUAUGGUGCAGAGCAUCGUGCACAGACCCAGACCUGAUUCUUUCUAUAGUCCUUCAUCAUCUCCUGUAAUAGAGAAACACAUUACUACAAUGCCUUUACCUCAUCAGCUUUGUAAGAAACCACCCUUGCCUUUUCUGCUGCCAAAACCAAUCCCUGAGCCAGCCUUCAGCAGUACUAAUCCAUUUGUUGCCUCCUUUCAGCCUUCCCUGUUCCAGACGAUGACAACAGAAUCAAAUGAAGAGAAGUGCAUCCCAACGUCAAAUGUAAUUGCCAAACAUGAAAUAAAAAUCAAGGGAUCUGAGAGUCACAGUAGACUUUUCCUUCGCCUCUCCCCAACUAACCCCUUUGCUCCUACUCCAUUUAAGGCGCCAUCAAACAGAUUGGAUUUGGAAGCAGGAAAGGUUUCUCUAAGUGUUCCACUGGUGAGUUCACUCCCAGUGGUGCCCCCUAUUGGUGAGACAGAGACGGACACACUGAUGGAGCCCGAGAACCUUGCCUUGCCAAUGGACUCUCCAGAUGAAGAAGAGGAUGAAUUUGGUUACAGCUGGAAAAAGAUCAUACAGCGCUAUGGCAGCUUACCUGGUGUACUGCACAUGAUUGAGCUGGAGAAAGGAAAGACGGGACUGGGGCUCAGCUUGGCUGGCAACAAGGACCGUUCCAGAAUGAGUGUGUUUGUAGUUGGAAUUGAUCCGAGCGGAGCAGCUGGAAGAGAUGGCCGGAUCCUUGUUGGAGAUGAAUUACUAGAGAUAAAUGGACAAAUUUUGUAUGGCCGUAGCCAUCAGAAUGCAUCAUCCAUAAUCAAAAGUGCACCCUCUAAAGUCAAAAUAAUUUUUAUCAGAUACAGUGCUGUUGGGUUUCUGACAUUCGAAUGCCAAAACAGGAACACCGAUGCCCUGAAUCAGAUGGCUGCAGGCCCAGUGAAAGAAUGUGGAGACAUGUUAGAAUCGCAGACCGAGCUGGACAUGUGUGCUGUAUCACCAUCAGCGAUAGAUUUUGAUUUAUUCAAAAAUAUCCAGCACAUCAUCCUGCCUAAGGAUCAAGGAGGUUUGGGAAUUGCCAUCAGUGAGGAGGAUACAAGUGGAGGUGUGGUGAUAAAGAGUUUAACUGACAAUGGGGCAGCAGGAAAGGAUGGGAGAAUUAAAGUUAAUGACAAAAUCCUAGCAGUAGAUGAUGAAACUGUAGUAGGAUGCCCUGUGGAAAAGGUUAUUAAUUUGCUGAAGAGGUCAAAGAGCACUGUGAAGUUGACAAUAUGUUCGGAGGAUUUAUCAUCACUUUCAUCCUGUGUGAAUCUACCAGAGAGUGCUUCUGAUGUAAAGAUAAGCCAGUCCCUUCCCACUGCAUUCAUCUCUGACGUGGAUCCAUUUAAAAAUGCAAGCAGGUCAUCUACUCCUGCAACUAUGGCAUCAGACCCUGUCACCUGUCCUAUUAUUCCUGGAUGCGAGACCACCAUUGACAUUUCUAAGGGACGCACUGGGCUUGGCCUGAGCAUUGUUGGAGGCUCUGAUACACUCUUGGGAGCCAUCAUUAUUCAUGAAGUGUAUGAAGAAGGCGCUGCAUCCAAAGAUGGAAGACUCUGGGCUGGUGACCAGAUAUUGGAGGUUAAUGGAAUUGAUUUACGAAAUGCCACUCACGACGAGGCAAUCAACGUUCUGAGACAAACCCCCCAGAAAGUGCGUCUGACAGUGUACAGGGAUGAGGCCCAGUACAAAGAAGAUGACAUGUGGGAUGUGUUCUUCUUGGAACUGCAGAAGAAACCGGGUGAAGGUUUAGGCCUCAGUAUUGUUGGGAAAAGGAAUGACACCGGUGUCUUUGUGUCAGACAUUGUGAAAGGGGGAAUAGCUGAUACAGAUGGUAGAUUGAUGCAAGGAGACCAGAUUCUCUCUGUCAAUGGGGAAGAUGUUCGGUCGGCAACACAAGAAUCUGUCGCUGCUUUAUUAAAGUGCUGCAUUGGAACAAUAACUCUAGAAGUUGGGAGAUAUAAAGCUGGACCCUUUCAUUCGGAGAGGCGAUUAUCACACAGCAGUCAGGUUAGUGAAACAGGCAGCUUUGGUGCAUCAUCAUGUUUGUCUGGAUCUGGAAGUGGUUUGGGUGAUAACUUUGAAAGCAGACGGAAGAGCCUCGAUUCAGGCUCUGACUUUCAAGAGCUCAGAACUGUUGAGUUUACUAAGGGCCCUUUGGAUUCCUUAGGAAUCAGCAUUGCAGGAGGAGUAGGAAGCCCUCUUGGAGAUAUCCCCAUUUUUAUUGCCAUGAUGCACCCCACUGGCUUGGCAGCUCAGACUCAGAAAUUAAAAAUAGGAGAUAGGAUUGUUAGCAUUUGUGGAACGUCUACAGAAGGCAUGAGUCACUCCCAGGCUGUCACCUUGUUAAAAAAUGCCUCAGGGACAAUUGGGUUACAGGUAUGUGCAGGAGGCGAUGCAAGUGUGACAGGUUCAUCCCAUGAACAGACAGCCAGCCUUUCACUGUCAGGGCUGACAGCAAGCAGCAUAUUUCACGAUGACCUAGGGCCUCCUCAAUACAAAACUAUUACACUUGACAGAGGGCAUGAUGGUCUGGGCUUCAGCAUUGUUGGAGGAUUUGGCAGUCCUCAUGGAGAUCUUCCUAUUUAUGUUAAGACUGUUUUUGUAAAGGGAGCAGCUUCUGAGGAUGGGCGCCUGAAGCGUGGAGAUCAGAUCAUAGCUGUGAAUGGACAAAGUCUGGAAGGAGUCACCCAUGAAGAAGCAGUUGCUAUUUUGAAAAGGACUAAAGGCACUGUUAACCUUACUGUACUCUCGUAAAUGUUAACUUACUGGACAAAUUUGAUACUUUUUAUACUUUUUUUUUAAUUUGUAGCAGUGAGCACUGUGAUUAUGUUCUGUCAUCUUAACAAAAUCCAGGUAUAUCUUACAUAUAUUUAUACUAUACUAUAUAUUUAUAGUAUUCUUACUAUAAAUUACUUAAAAUAAAACUACUGAGACAGAGUGAUGCAAAUCAUUACUUUUAACACUGAUGAUAAAGCAUUUCAGAAUUUGAUAAAGGGUGUUUAUGUUGCUAUAAUGGUCUGUUUUUAUGCAACCAUGCAGUAUUUACUUGGCUUCCAUUUACAGAUAUGAUUUCACAGAACAUUGUAAAAUAAAAAAAUGGAAAAUAAGGAUUUUUUGUUUCUUAGAAUUCAACUUAAAGUUUUUACUUCUGUUCAACAAUUUCUGCUUUCUAGCUUUUCAAUAACAACAAAGUUUCUGUUACUGUACAGUUAGUUUCUGUAGUUCUGUUUGUUUUAUGCAAUGUAUACACACAAUACAAUUACAUAAAGAUAAUUCACAGAGCAUUCAAACAGUUUUACCACUUAGGUAUACAGAAACAAGAUAGUUUUUUUAAACAGUUACCAUUAAUUUGAUUGCAUAUUUACAAUUUCAAACAGGUCCCUCAUAAUUGAAAUCUUUUGCAUAUUCUUUAACCUCUAGUAAAGGUAACCAAUUGAAUACCAGGUAUCUGUCGGUGGCCAUUUGAGCCAUUAUGGUAAUGGAACUGCUCUAGGAAUCUCUAUAGCCUUAAAAUCCUUUACAAUGGAGGCUGGUGUUUUGGUUUAGCGGAAUUCACCAUUGUUUGGAGGUGUUUCCGGAGGCGGUGAUACAGACCUUAAAUUAAUCUUGAAUUAGAAUUAUAAUUGUAGUUUUAAUUACCUGAACUCUAUCUUUGUCUUUCUGUUUUUAAUGAGGAAGUUAGGGCAUUCAUAGCAUAAUACUGUCUAGUAAUGGAUUAAGCUUAAGUGUUUAUUACAUUUUGUCUUAACUAGAUGUUCUGGUUUUUUGUACAUCAUAAUUACUAAAAUACUUCUUUAUACUAAGGAGCAAAAUAAUAGCACCUGAUAUCGGAAAAAAAAAAUCUUGUGUUCCAAAUCAUUUAACCAGCAUGUAGAAAUAGGAUACAAAUAUCCUGUCAUUUGCAUGGUUUCUGGAGCAUUGCUGUCCAAACAUAAAAGUUGGAAAUACAAACAGCACAGCAGCAUAUCACUGUCUUGCAAAGAAAGUUACACCAACCUUUUCCUCCACUCUUCUAACUGUAAAACUCAAGAGUCCCAGUCUUACAAUCCUAUGUACAAAUUCAAAUUCAUGUUGUAUGAGAAUGUGUACAAAGUGUAUGUACUAUAGCGUAAGGAAAAUGAGUCAGAGAUGCCCAAACAAAACUGCUGUGUUUAAAAUAAUACCUCGAUUGACUAAGUGCUACAGCUGUUUUAGUUAAUGAAAUAUCAUGCUUGUUAAUAAUGUGGUAAAUUCAAGCUACAGUUAUACAGUAUAUACUGUAUGGAUGAUUGUAUGCCUAAUGAAGAGUUUACACUACAAUAAAGGAAUUCUCAAUAAUGAAA